Chlorella variabilis is the source of this 834-nucleotide messenger RNA. RefSeq lists its product as hypothetical. Gene Ontology annotation, molecular function: 6-phosphofructo-2-kinase activity; ATP binding; fructose-2,6-bisphosphate 2-phosphatase activity. The transcript is spliced from 10 exons. The record is from RefSeq and is a predicted model, not a curated record. Bases 1 to 834 code for a protein of 277 amino acids. Lineage: Eukaryota; Viridiplantae; Chlorophyta; Trebouxiophyceae; Chlorellales; Chlorellaceae. Gene Ontology annotation, cellular component: cytosol. Gene Ontology annotation, biological process: fructose 2,6-bisphosphate metabolic process; fructose metabolic process.
AUGAUGUACAGCCCAGACUACCGGGGGGUGGACACGGAGCAGGCGCUGUCGGACUUCCGGGCCCGCAUCCGCAAGUACGAGGACGGGUACGAGACGAUCAUGGACCGCACGGUUCACUACAUCAAGCUCAUAGACAUGAUCUGGCUCACGCGCCACGGCGAGUCCCAGUUCAACACCCAGGGCAAGAUUGGGGGCAACUCGCCGCUCAGCCAGCGCGGGCAGAUGUACGCUCAGCUGCUGCCCGAGAUCCUGAACAGCCGCAUACCGCGCGCGGCAGACGGCAAGCAGUACCCGGUGGCAGUGUGGACCUCCACGCUGCAGCGCACCAUCAUCACCGCCUCGGGGCUGCCCUACCCCAAGGUGCAGUGGAAGGCGCUGGACGAGAUCCAGGCUGGGAUGUGCGACGGCAUGACGUAUGAGGAGGUGGCCCAGGACAUGCCGCACGAGUUUGGGCUGAGGCGCAAGGACAAGCUGCGGUACAGGUAUCCCAGCGGCGAGUCCUACAUGGAUGUCAUCCAGCGCCUGGAGCCGGUGGUAACAGAGGUGGAGCGCGAGAAGGAGUGCGUGGUGAUUGUGUCGCACCAAGCCGUGCUGCGGGCGCUGUACGGCUACUUCAUGAACCAGCCGCUGGAGGAGCGAGGGCUAUUGGAGAAGGGCGGGAAACCCCAGGACCCAUCUAGCAUGGCUGAGCUGGCGGCGGCGGAGCUGGUGCGCCAGGAGGAGGUGGGGCUGGAGACGCGGGAGUCGUUGGAUGGGCCGGCGCUGGCGGGGGUGGCGGCAGGGAUGCGGCAGGGGAGCCGGCGCGACAGCUUCAGCGGCGGCCGCAGCGUGUAG